Coccomyxa subellipsoidea C-169 is the source of this 1155-nucleotide messenger RNA. RefSeq lists its product as hypothetical. Gene Ontology annotation, cellular component: peroxisomal membrane; peroxisomal importomer complex. The record is from RefSeq and is a predicted model, not a curated record. The transcript has 7 exons. Lineage: Eukaryota; Viridiplantae; Chlorophyta; Trebouxiophyceae; Coccomyxaceae. Bases 1 to 1155 code for a protein of 384 amino acids. Gene Ontology annotation, molecular function: zinc ion binding; protein binding; ubiquitin-protein transferase activity. Gene Ontology annotation, biological process: protein monoubiquitination; protein import into peroxisome matrix.
AUGUCUUUCCUUACCGUCGGUGGUGAUGGUUCCACACGUCCGACAUUUUUUGAGCUUAUUGCUGCCGAUCGUCUGAUGCCAAGUUUGAGGGCGGCAGUCAUAUACUCCUUGUCGGUCUUUGCACAGCGGCGGCCUGUACUACACAGAGUGCUGGACUGGGAGGACGAGUUCUUCGCCUUGGUGACAGCUUUCCUGGACCGCCAGAGCUUGGCCAACUCAUCAGCCACGUUUGCUGACACCUUAUAUGGUCUGCGACGGGCGCCUUAUGCCCCAAAUGAGCCAUCCCGCAGCUUGACACCCCACCAACAGAAUGUCACCCUCUUGCUCCUGGUCGGUGUCCCAUACGUGAAGGCAAAGCUGGAGGCGCUUUAUAACCGGCAUCGGCGUCCCACGGAGGGCUUAUUGGGGCUGACAUUAAGAAGACCGGUCGCACCCGAGUCCAAUGCGGCAAAUCAGCAGAGCGUGCUUCAGAGAGGGGCCAGCAGCGGCAGCACAUGGCGGCAUCGGGUGGCCCAGGCUCGGGCGAUAGGGCUGGCGGCAUUCAUGCGGCUGUAUCCCUGGCUGCACAUGCUGCAGGAGGGGCUGUCCUUCUCCUACCAGCUGGCCUACCUGCUGCAGGCCUCGCCCUACUUCUCGCCAACGCUGCACCUCCUCAGGCAACAUGUCGAGCGCGCUUCAGGGCAGCAACUGGUCCUUGCGGACAGAGCAAAACGGCAGCAGCGCAGGCAAGAGAUUACGGGCGUGCGCAGCUCUGGCAACUUCAUUGCGCGGCUAGUUCAGGAAGGGCUGCUGCGGACGAGCUAUGCGUUCAGCGAUCACACUCGCAACGCGCUCAUCCUCGCAAUCUUUGGCUUCAAGCUUCUGGAGUGGUGGUACACGUCAGCAGAGGAGAAGCUAGCAGCUGAGAAGAAGCUAGCGCCUCCGCCGCCGCCGCCUCCUCCCAUGCCGGCCUCGGGCGGCAUGGCCUUGCCAUCAGACCCCUCGCUGUGCCCUAUCUGUCAACAGGCGCGCACAAAUCCGGCAAUGACCACCGUGUCAGGCUACGCAUUCUGUUACCCCUGCUUGUUCAACUUCAUCUCCCAGGAGGGGUGCUGCCCAGUCACGCGCGUCCCAGCCACCGUUGACAGCGUGCGGCGCUUGUACCAAAGCACAUGA